Molecule: messenger RNA, 4170 nt
Organism: Triticum urartu
Lineage: Eukaryota; Viridiplantae; Streptophyta; Magnoliopsida; Poales; Poaceae
Product: disease resistance protein Pik-2
Biological process (GO): defense response to other organism
Molecular function (GO): ADP binding
Source: RefSeq, a predicted model, not a curated record
CAUCACUACCGAUCGACACAAACAAACCCCCACCAAACAGCAGACACAAGCUAAGCGAAAAUGGAGGCGACGGUGCUGAGCGUCGGCAAGUCCGUGCUGAGUGGAGCGCUUAGCUACGCCCAAUCCGCCCUGGCCGAGGAGGUGGCCUUGCAGCUGGGAGUACGCCGUGAUCAGGCCUUCAUCACGGGUGAGCUCGAGAUGAUGCAGGGCUUCCUGAUGUGUGCACACGAGGAGGGGCGAGAUGGCAGAAGCAUGGUGGUCAAGAUCUGGGUGAAGCAAGUCCGUGACGUGGCAUACGAUGUCGAGGACUGCCUCAUGGACUUUGCCAUCAGGUUAGAUCACCAGCAGUCGUGGUGGCGUAUCCCUCGAAGGCUGCUUGACCGGCGUUUCGUGGCCAAGGAAAUGAAGGAGCUCAGAUCCAAGGUGGAGGACAUCAGCCAGAGGAAUGUCCGGUACCACCUCAUAAAGGAAUCAUCUGGGCAGCCAUUGUCUACCACUGCCACCAUCAGCAGUGAGGUGAUACUUCACGUCGCCGAAGCAAAGACACGAGCUGCACUUCACCUGGAAGAGGAAAAGGUGGAUCUUGCCGAGCUGAUCGCCAGAGAUGACCUUGGGCCAGCAAUCGCGGUGUGGGGAGCAAGCACCGAUGUUGGGGUCACAUCUAUCAUCAGAGCUGCCUAUGACAAUAAACAAGUGAAAGAUAAGUUUCAGUGCCGAGCCUGGGUAAGGCUGACGCAUCCCUUCAAUCCAAAUGACCUCUUUGUCAGCUUGGUGAGGCAGUUCUACCAAGAUUCAUGUGAAGAAUCUGGUAAAGCAAGCAUGCAAGGAGGAGGAACAGCCACUGGGCUGACAGUUCUGAAGAAGAUGGCAGCACCAGAUCAUAGUUUGGUCGAUGAGUUUAAUCGGUAUGUGACUGAGAAGAGGUACUUGGUUGUUAUUGCUGAUGUGUCUACCAUAGAAGAGUGGGACUGGAUCAAAACAUACUUCCCGAGAUUGAAUGGGGGCCGGAUUAUUGUGUCCACGCAGCAAUUUGAAGUUGCAAGGCUGUGCACUGAGCAGCCUUGCACAAUAUCAGAGAUAAAACAAAUAUGGUCAUUCGAUAAGGACUUAUAUGUCUUCUACCACAAGGCAGAGGCGGCUCGAAUCAAAGAGGACGGCAAGGCCGAGUCCAGCUCAAAUGGUGAGAUCACUAGCGCUGAAGAAGCCGCUCGUGAGAAACAGCAGCAUGCAGAUCAGAAGCCCACUGGUGCCAGUGUAGUGGCAGCCGCUUUGGAGGAAGAUCGGCUUAUCGACCGGGUGGCAGCAAAAGCUAAAGUUAUUGAUUUCAUCGAUCAAGAUGGCGAGGUGAUCAGCAUUUGUGGAAUGGGUGGUCUUGGGAAAACCACUCUUGUCACAAGUCUCUACCAACAAGAACUCAGUGGAAGGUUUCAGAGGCGCGCUUGGUUAACGGUGCCGCGUCUAAACCAUCAAGAAUUUUACAAUGAUUUGUUACAGCAAUUAUGUGUGGAUUUUCAUGGAGACAAAGAAAAGCACGUCACUGAAACACAACACGUCACUGAAACACAACAAGGUAACAAUGGAAAUGAGACACAACCAAAGAAAGAGCAAAAACCAGUUGACAUUUUGGCAAAGGUUUUAUUGGAAAACAAAUGCCUGAUUGUUUUUGAUGAUCUAUCAUCGACCAUGGAAUGGCAAUUGAUAAGGAAGCUCUUGCCAUCAUCGAAGGACAAUACCGCUAACCGGAUCAUUGUCACAACGCGGGAACUGAAUGUUGCAAUGUGUUGUUCGGAGAAAGAACGCAAAAUAUACAAUCUCGAGCUUCUAACUAAACAGGAUGCUCUCCGCCUAUUUGAAAAGAAGGUAUUCAAGGAUAUCGAAGAGAGGGAAAGUUAUGCUCAUAUUCCGGGCCUGGCUGAGCAAGCAAAUCUUAUAUUGAAGAAGUGUGACGGCCUCCCUCUUGCUAUAUCCACCAUAGGUAGCUUCCUGGCAACCAAACCUAAAACUGCUAUAGAGUGGAGGAAUUUGAACAAACACAUCAACGCAGAGCUAGAGAUGAAUAAAGAGCUUGAGAUGAUACAGACAGUCCUUGCUUCAAGUUACGAAGGUUUACCUUAUUAUCUCAAGGUUUGCUUCUUGUAUUUAUCCAUUUUUCCUGAAGAUCACCGCAUCAGAUGGUCUCGUUUGGUGAGGCGCUGGAUUGCAGAGGGGUAUUCGAGGCGAAUACGCGACAAGACUGCAGUUGAAACCGGGAACAGCUACAUCACCGAGCUUAUCAAUAGGAGUAUGGUCCGACCAUUACAAGGAGAUGGGAUUGCAAGUGGGAGGAAAGGUUUCUUGGACGUCCAUGAUCUCAUCCGUGACAUUGCAAUCUCAAAGGCAACAGAGGAAAGUCUUGUUUUUACACUGGAUGAAGGAUGUGAUUUAAACACCCAAGGCAAAAUCCGUCACCUUGCUGUAAGCAGCAGGUGGAAAAGAGAUAAAGAUGCAUUUGAGAGUACACUGGACUUGUCUCACUUAAGAUCAUUAACAGUAUUUGGAAGAUUGGAGGCAUUUUUCAUUUCUGAUAAGAUGAGAUUACUCCGAAUACUGGACUUGGAAGACACAAAGGGUCUGACAGAUCAACACCUCCAUCAGAUUGGGAAGCUUGUUCACCUAAUCUACCUUUCUCUGCGAGGAUGUGAUGGAAACUUGCGCCUGCCAGAUUCACUGGGUAAUCUGAGGCAUCUUCAGACACUGGAUGUAAGAGAUGUACGCAUAAUAAAUCUGCCAAGAACAAUUAUCAAGCUUGACAAGUUACGUUAUCUCCUUGUGGGCUUUGUACCACGGAAUGAUUACAAGGAAACAGGAGAAUGGGUUUGCAUGGAACGCAUAGGGUGGGCGCGUGACUUCUUGGAUGAAAGCCUCGAGCACAUCAGGGCCAUCUUCUUGCAUGUACAUUACGCCAUCUAUUACCAAAUACGUCGCGGCAGUCUCUGCAUCAGAGUCCGCUCCCUCUGCUUCUGCUGUCUGUUGCUUUUACUUUUUUCACCAUUUUGGUUACCAGUUUGCCUCUGCUACUUGAUGUUUCUCCCUGGGCGUUUCUUAUGGGUGCUUGCAAGAGAUGGUUGUGCCGGGGUGCCUGCUUACUUUAUGGGGAUAGAUCCAUCUGGUGUCAAAUUCCCAAGAGGAACCAGGAACCUCAAGUCUCUGCACACAGUGGGUGUUGUCAAUAUUGAUGGGGAAAAUGCCAUUCUUAAAGAGCUUCAAGAUCUUACCGAGUUGCGUAAGUUAAGAGUGACUGGUCUGAAUAAGAAAAAUCGCAGAAGCUUCUGUUCGGCCAUUGCCAAUCUCAAAUUCCUGGAAUCCUUGUUUGUGCGGUCAGAAGGGAAUCCUGGUCUAUCUGACUUCUUGGAUGGCCUGUCUGAGCCUCCAAAUAACCUUCAAAGCCUCAAGUUGUACGGCAACUUGGUCAGACUGCCGGCAUGGGUCGAAAAGCUCACAAAUCUCGUGAAGAUGGAGCUACGGAGCAGCCGCUUAUCUGGGGAGGAGGUUGGUACCACGCUGCAAGUCCUUGGCAAGCUACCAAACCUAGCAAUCUUACGUCUGCUGAGGGAGUCGUUCGAGGGUCAGGAGCUGUGUUUCAGCUUCAAAGAGAAUGCAUUUCCAAGCCUCAAGGUGUUGUCGCUGGAUGUCCCAUGGGGCAUCCAAUUGGUCAAGUUUGAAGACGCGGCAGCGACCAAUAAGAUUGAGCUGCUGCAUGUGGAUUUUCAUUCGCAUGACCCUAUGGAAGAAGCUUCGAUGUUUUCUGGGCUACCAUCCUUGCCAAGCCUAAAGGAAGUCGUACUCAGCCAUGCCACUAAACGUUUUAUGGAUGAAUUGCGAGCCCAGUUUGCUGGGAAGACAAACCAACCCAUUCUGAAGGUCAAGAGUCAAUUGGAUUGAUUCAAGCUGCUGUCUUUUCCCUGCGCGUACUGUUCUCCCUCCCAUUAUUAGGAGUUUCCUCUCAUCACCCAGUCUGUAAGACCUCAACAGGUUCACUUGUUUAUUAAUGUGUCAAAAAUAAUUAGCCUGCUCUGUUCAGCACUUUCAGAUAUAAUGUGGCACGGCCCUGGUGUUGGUUGCUGCUCACAGAUUUAUCUGGGUGAAUUGGAUGAGCACUAUUUAUGUUUUCCUUUGUAAACAUACUGAUGA